AUGUUGUCCCCCACCAUGCUCGUGCUCCUGUACCUCCCGCAGUUCUCGACGGUGCCCGGUGACUUCUUCUUUGGGCUCAAGGCGCUGAUCGCGCUGUUCACCGACGUGAUAUUGGCGAGUUUCCGAUGGCUUGAGAGGGCGAGCGAGCUCCGCGUCGAUGGCAAUCAACUAGUGGGGCCAAUACCCUUCGACAAGGAGAUGAUGUGGAGACUAGGCAAGAAGUUGCGCGCCAUCGGCAACGAUGGGCUCUGCUAUGGCACCAAACAAGAAGUCCUUGAGGGUGUCGUUGCGCUUGCUGGUGUUGCGGACUGCUACAGUGUGAGGAGGAGCAAGAGGCACGACGGGUGGGAGCAGGUGGGCACAUGUGGGAUUGGGACUCUGGCUGGUUCCCUAUAUCUAGCUAGGAUGGAGAAGGGUAUUGGGAGCCUCUAA
Molecule: messenger RNA, 432 nt
Organism: Phragmites australis (common reed)
Lineage: Eukaryota; Viridiplantae; Streptophyta; Magnoliopsida; Poales; Poaceae
Exons: 2
Coding region: 1-432 (143 amino acids)
Source: RefSeq, a predicted model, not a curated record